ACUUGCUUCUCAAAUUCAGAAAUAUGACUUUUCCUUUGCUUCAUUACUCGAGGCUUCAGAUUGUUUCAUAAUUGUUGUGGAUCAUUUGUCCCUGCAAAAAUAAUUGUUGCAGAUUGUUCGAUUUGUUUCCUAGGCUAUCCUGGUUUGUCUCUCGAAGUAAUGUCAUUUGCUAUAGUCUCUUAGAUAUACUACUGUAUUCUUGACAUGUGAAAAUGCCAACCAAUCUAAUUUAUGGACUUUAUUUGUAUUUUAGAACCUGGAGGAUGGAUACAAUCUGCUCCUGCUCAUGGCGCAGGAGGAUGAAAGCCUGUACAUGGAGCAAAACCUUAAGCAAAUAUUUUGCUUCGGUAUUGAGAUGACCGCCUACAUGUCGAGUUCAUCAUCAGCCAAUCUUUCUUGGAUCUCACUAGGUUCAAACAGACCCCUGUUCACGAUUUUUAGAGUUUCAGCAGUUUCAUGUCAAUUUGUUCCUUCGAAGGUUAAACAUUUCGUCCGCUCACCCAUUGUGGAUCAUGGGAAAUCACGGUCUUCACCACAAAGGUUGUUCUCUUCUUCCAGAUUCAUGUGCCGCUACGUCAUUUGGCAGACAUAUGGUUGUUGUGUCUGUACACUAACGGACAAGGAGCACACAGCGACUCCAAGGGUGCGCUUCAUAAUAUGUAAUUUAGUUUAAGAACAGUAUAUCUUAGUCUUAGGUGUGUAGUUUCAGUAUGCUCACUCAUGGACAUAGGUCAGCGAUAUAUGUUCUAGCUAGAAUCUAGAAUGAGAGUAUAUUAAUCUCUUACCUUUAUGAGUCUGAAGCAAGGUACAAUCCAAUUUAGGAAUAGAAAAGAUGGAUAAUAUUGUUGUUAUCUUCUUUGCUUCAUGAUCAUGAUAAUUUGCUUA
This is a messenger RNA of Lolium perenne, 885 nucleotides long. The record is from RefSeq and is a predicted model, not a curated record. NCBI's taxonomy places the organism in Eukaryota, Viridiplantae, Streptophyta, Magnoliopsida, Poales, Poaceae.